GUAGCCCUUGUUAAACAAAAAGGGUUUACUAAAAUCGACCAAACCCUUGUUUGUUCUAAGAAAGUCCAGUGAAUUCGAAAAUCAGUCGGAUGGAUCGGAUUGAGACCGUGAGAGAAUUGCCGUUCCGUGUGGGAUUCACCGGUCACAGUGGCCAUAUUCGAAUCGACCCGUUGCCUUCCACCCCUCUUAACCCGCUACCGGACUUCAUUCUUCCUCCUGCAUUUCCUAAGGAAACACCAGAAUCGAUCAAACAGUUUGUUGAAGAUAAAUAUCUCCUCCCAAGAUUGGAUGAUGAUGAAUUUUGUGCAGAAAAAAGUGGAAGGCAAUGGGAGUUUGACUGGUUUGACCAAGCAAAAGUUGACUUAGAGCCAACCAUGCCACGCUCUGUUGUGGUACCUGCAUGGGAAUUACCUUUCAGACGACGUUCGUCAGACCCCAACAGUUGGGAACCUGCAUCUGUGCAGGUUGAUGUGUCUGAACUAAUGGUAGAAGCAGAUACUUCAAUUGGUGUGCGGAUUAGUGGACCUCCAAAGGAUUUUGUGAAGGGAAGCCUUAACAACCGCCCAUUUCGUCCAGGUGGUUUGGACGAUUCUCAAUCCAUGGGAAGGACUUUUCCCGAUGGUGCUUCAAACGGCGAAUGGGUACACGAACUUCUCAUUGGUGCUCCCCCUCAAGUCAUCCCUCCUACCUUUAAACAAGGAAUCAAUCUUGGAGACCACCUCAAGGGCCAUCCAUGUUCUUGGAAUGUAUGUGAAGAAGAUCAAGGCUUGCCCCAGACAACACCUGAGAGUACUUUAUCUGUUCAGUUUGAUGAUUUAUUUAAAAGAGCUUGGGAAGAUGAUGUUACGGAACUACCCAUUGAUGGGGAUGCAUCAGCAUCAGAUCUAGAAAUUAAUUUAAUUGAGGCGGGUUCCCCAAGAUCCAUUCCAGUAGAAGCUGAAGACAAAUCAGUUUUUCCACAGGACUCUGAAUCAUCUGUAAUAGAUCAGAUUUUGUCAACAUCUGGAUCUGGAGGAUUGACUAAAGAGUUGGGUGAUAGUGGUGAAGAAAAGUCAAAGGAGGCAAAAGUCUGGGCUGUUACUGGAGGUAGUGAUGGAAUUGCAGAUCAUUUUGAUGAACUUGUUCCUGACAUGGCAUUGGAUUUCCCUUUUCAACUAGAUGCAUUCCAAAAGGAGGCUAUAUAUUAUCUUGAGAAGGGGGAAUCGGUGUUUGUGGCCGCUCAUACAUCAGCAGGAAAGACAGUUGUUGCAGAGUAUGCAUUUGCACUAGCAUCUAAACACUGCACAAGAGCAGUAUAUACGGCUCCCAUAAAAACAAUCAGCAACCAAAAGUACAGAGAUUUUUCUGGAAAAUUUGAUGUUGGGCUUCUCACAGGGGAUGUUAGCUUGAGGCCUGAGGCUUCAUGCCUCAUCAUGACUACUGAGAUAUUAAGAUCAAUGCUUUACAGAGGCGCUGACAUCAUUCGUGAUAUUGAAUGGGUUAUAUUUGAUGAAGUGCAUUAUGUAAAUGAUGUUGAAAGAGGUGUUGUUUGGGAAGAGGUGAUCAUAAUGCUCCCAAGGCAUAUCAAUUUUGUUCUCCUCUCUGCCACGGUACCUAAUACAAUUGAAUUUGCCGAUUGGAUUGGUAGGACGAAACAAAAGCAAAUCCGUGUUACUGGGACUACAAAAAGGCCUGUCCCACUAGAGCACUGCCUUUUUUAUUCUGGAGAAGUGUACAAAAUCUGUGAACAGGAGAAAUUUAUAUCACAGGGUCUGAGAGCUGCUAAAGAUGCCCAUAAGAGAAAAACGUUGACCACACCACCUGCACCUCUUCAUACUCAGAAACCCAACACUAGUUUCGCAAGAGGCAAACCAAACAAACAAACCGCUCCCCAGAACUUUGUUGGUGCGGGUCGAGCCUACCAAGGAAAUAACAAUUGGGGCUCCAGAGUUUCUGAAAAAUCUGUCUGGUUGUCUCUUAUUAAUAAGUUGUCCAAGACAUCUCUUUUACCUGUGGUGAUAUUUUGUUUCUCAAAGAAUCGGUGUGACAAAUCGGCCGAUAAUUUGCGUGAAACUGAUCUCACUAGUCGAUCUGAAAAAAGCGAGAUUCGCAUUUUCUGUGACAAAGCAUUUUCUCGGCUCAAGGGAUCUGAUAGGAACCUUCCGCAGAUUGUGAGAGUCCAAGGUCUUCUUCAAAGAGGGAUCGGUGUACAUCAUGCUGGUCUACUCCCAAUAGUCAAGGAAGUAGUUGAAAUGCUUUUCUGUCGUGGCGUUAUUAAGGUUUUAUUUUCAACCGAGACAUUUGCAAUGGGGGUUAACGCCCCAGCUAGAACGGUUGUAUUUGAUAGUGUAAGGAAAUUUGAUGGGAAAGAAUAUAGACAGUUGUUAGCUGGAGAGUACACACAGAUGGCAGGGCGUGCUGGUAGGAGAGGGCUUGAUAAGAUUGGCAGCGUUCUUGUCAUGUGUCGUGAUGAUAUUCCAGACGAGUCUGAUUUGAAGAAUCUUAUUACCGGGAGUGCAACCAGGCUUGAAUCUCAGUUCCGCUUGACCUAUAUCAUGAUUAUGCAUCUCCUUCGUGUUGAAGAAUUGAAGGUGGAGGACAUGCUGAAAAGAAGUUUUGCUGAAUUUCAUGCUCAGAAAAAACUACCAGAGCAACAGCAAUUGCUCAUGCGGAAACUAGCUCAGCCUACAAAAACUAUCGAGUGCAUAAAAGGUGAGCCAGCUAUUGAGGAAUAUUAUGAGUGGUAUUUGGAGGCUGAGAUGUAUAGAAACCACAUUACCGAGGCGGUCUUGCAGUCUUCAGUAUCUCAGCCUUUUCUUAUGCCAGGAAGAGUCGUCGUUGUCAAAUCCCAAUCUGGCCAGGACCACUUACUCGGUGUCAUCUUAAAGGCACCUACUUCUGUUAAUAAACAAUAUAUUGUUAUGGUGCUUACCCCGUCUUUACCAUCAAUUAGUGAUGACCCACAAAAGAACACAAAUGCUGGUCUUCAGAUACUGAUGCCAAAAUCAAAACGUGGCAUGGAUGAUGAUUAUUACUCUUCUGCCACUUCACGUAAGGGAUCAGGCGCUGUUAAAAUUAAACUGCCCCAUCGCGGUACUGCUGCUGGGGCUAGUUAUGAAGUCAGAGAAAUCGAUACCAAAGAAUUCUUGUCUAUUUGCAAUGCCAAAAUAAAGAUCGAUCAAGUUGGGCUUCUGGAAGAUGACAGCGCUGCUGCUUAUUCUAAGACUGUUGUUAGUCUAUUAAAUAAAAAAGUUGAUGGAAAUAAGUACCCUCCAGCCCUUGAUCCAGUUAAAGAUUUGAAGCUAAAAGAUAUGAAUUUAGUGGACGCUUACUACAAAUGGAACAAUUUAUUGCAAAAAAUGUCACAAAACAAGUGCCAUAAUUGUAUUAAGUUGGAGGAACACAUCAAAGUAGCUAGAGAGAUUAAAAGUUAUAAGGACGAGGUUAAUACACUCAAAUUUCAAAUGUCGGAUGAAGCACUUCAACAGAUGCCCGAUUUUCAGGGUCGUAUUGAUGUGUUGAAGGAGAUUGGGUGCAUAGAUAGUGAUCUUGUGGUUGAGAUUAAAGGAAGAGUUGCUUGUGAGAUGAAUUCAGGAGAAGAAUUGAUAUGCACAGAAUGCUUAUUUGAGAAUCAAUUGGAUGACUUGGAACCAGAAGAAGCUGUGGCCUUGAUGUCAGCUUUUGUCUUUCAGCAGAGAAACGCUUCUGAACCUUCACUUACCCCCAGACUUGCACAAGCCAAACAAAGGUUGUACGACACCGCCAUCAAACUUGGGCAGCUUCAAGCACAUUUCAAAAUACAAAUCGAGCCUGAGGAGUAUGCUCGAGAGAAUCUCAAGUUUGGACUUGUCGAGGUCGUUUAUGAGUGGGCAAAGGGAACGCCAUUCGCAGACAUAUGUGAACUGACAGAUGUCCCGGAAGGGCUUAUAGUAAGGACAAUCGUACGGCUGGAUGAAACAUGUCGUGAAUUCAGAAACGCGGCAGCAAUCAUGGGUAACUCGGCAUUAUACAAAAAAAUGGAAGUCGCUUCAAAUGCAAUCAAACGGGAUAUCGUUUUUGCAGCUAGCUUGUACAUUACUGGCUUGUAAUAACAAAAAUUAUUGUUAUGCUUGUACAUUAGGAGGUUGAGCACUACUUUUGGGUGAUGUAAACUGACACUAAAUCCAUGGUUCAUUUGACUAAUAUUCUCCAUCUUCUUUUUGUUGAUUGGAAAAGCUGAUUUAUUCAA
This is a messenger RNA of Helianthus annuus (common sunflower), 4207 nucleotides long. RefSeq names its product DExH-box ATP-dependent RNA helicase DExH11. Gene Ontology annotation, cellular component: Ski complex. The record is from RefSeq and is a predicted model, not a curated record. Gene Ontology annotation, molecular function: ATP binding; RNA helicase activity; RNA binding. Gene Ontology annotation, biological process: nuclear-transcribed mRNA catabolic process, 3'-5' exonucleolytic nonsense-mediated decay. NCBI's taxonomy places the organism in Eukaryota, Viridiplantae, Streptophyta, Magnoliopsida, Asterales, Asteraceae. The transcript is spliced from 21 exons. Bases 90 to 4067 code for a protein of 1325 amino acids.